UUCUGACUGUCAUAUUAGUUAAUACAUCAUCAUCCUAUUAAUAGCUUAAUAUGUGGGGCUGCCCUGCCAUUGGUGCCGGUUAAGAUGCAUGCGCAGCCUCGGGCGCUGAUUGGCUGCUGACCGAGCACUCCGCGCGAUGGGGCCGAAAAAAAGGUCACGGCGAGAUCUGCACGAACUUGAAGAAGUGGUUAUCAAACAUGCACGGCUGGAGGAAUCUGGCUGGACGGGCGUGAACGAGCGCACCUUCAUCGCCGUGAAGCCAGAUGGCGUGCAGCGGAGACUGGUGGGAGAGAUCAUCCGCCGCUUCGAGAAGAAGGGCUUCAAACUGGUGGCACUCAAACUUGUGCAGGCAUCUGAGGACCUUCUCAGGGAGCACUACUGGGACCUGCGGGGGAAACCUUUCUUCAAUGGACUCAUAAGCCACAUGAGCUCUGGACCUGUCGUUGCCAUGGUGUGGCAGGGCUUACACGUGGUCAAGAUCGCACGCUCCAUGUUGGGAGAGACCAACCCUCUGGACUCGAUGCCUGGAACCAUCCGAGGAGAUUUCUGUGUGGAAGUGGGCAGGAACGUGAUCCAUGGCAGCGACUCUGUGGAAAGUGCCCAGAAGGAGAUUUCUCUGUGGUUCCGCCAGAGUGAGCUUCAGUGCUGGGAGGACACCAGCAGCCACUGGGUCUACCCCUGACAGUCUAAUGGUACAUACAAUCAUGUUGAUAAGCCAGUGUUUCUACCAAGUCAGCUGCACACACUACAGGAUCGAUCACACCAUACCUCUGAAUGCUUUAUUUUCGCUGUGGCUUUAGUAGCAAAUACCAAUAAGAGACAUGGUUACAUUGUUGCUUUGCUGCAUCUCUCACUGGUCAUUUUUUGUUGACAAAUACAAUGGAUGUAGUUGUUUUUUUGUUUUCUUUUGGAUCAGUUGCACUACAUAUCAGCUGCUAUUGCUGCUUUUGAGAGAUGAAUGUGCUUUACAAAGCGAAAGUGCACUCAGUGAGUAAUAACUUGACCUAGCCUUAGCCCACAUGCUAUUAUGUGCCCCCGGCCCUGGCACAGUCUUCUGGAAAACUAGCGUGUGUGUAUGUGUGUGUUUCUGCAGCAGUUUCCACAAAACCAUAGAAUGACUAAUCUCUUGAGCAAUAAGCUUGAAUUUGGAGCACUUAAAGGGCCAUGUUUACUUUAUUUUUUUUUAUAAUUUUCAUAAUGAUCACAUUGAACGCAUCAGGGAAUGUCAAAGUAACUGAAUUUAAACCCAGACUAAAACUUUGUUCUCCUCAACUUGAAAUUCUCCGAGGUCAUAACAGUAAGAUUGUCCUUCAGUGCCACAGUAAACACUGUCGUGUUUGAGUUGGGACCAUCCGAAUGUAAUGAGGUCAAGUUCAAAACAUAAUCCAUAAGUGAAAUGAACAGCUGGCUGUGUGCUUGAAGCAUAUGGUCUUAAUGUCAAUAUGUCAACAUGGUUUGGUCACAAAUCAUGCUAUCAUGGAAUUCCACAGGAUAAUGUACGAAUCAUUGAAACUGUCAGAAACAAUAAAUCUGAUCAAUCUUUGUAAA
Myripristis murdjan (pinecone soldierfish) is the source of this 1548-nucleotide messenger RNA. RefSeq names its product NME/NM23 nucleoside diphosphate kinase 3 (gene nme3). Bases 137 to 682 code for a protein of 181 amino acids. The transcript is spliced from 5 exons. Gene Ontology annotation, biological process: GTP biosynthetic process; CTP biosynthetic process; UTP biosynthetic process. The record is from RefSeq and is a predicted model, not a curated record. Gene Ontology annotation, molecular function: nucleoside diphosphate kinase activity. NCBI's taxonomy places the organism in Eukaryota, Metazoa, Chordata, Actinopteri, Holocentriformes, Holocentridae.